Messenger RNA from Physella acuta, 2204 nucleotides. Its product is annotated as A disintegrin and metalloproteinase with thrombospondin motifs like. The record is from RefSeq and is a predicted model, not a curated record. Gene Ontology annotation, molecular function: metalloendopeptidase activity. Gene Ontology annotation, biological process: membrane protein ectodomain proteolysis. Lineage: Eukaryota; Metazoa; Mollusca; Gastropoda; Physidae.
CAUCAUGGGAAGUUCACUCCACAUGUGCCUUCUCCUGUGCUCCAUAGUGUUCACCAUGUCAGUACAGCGUGCUCGCUGCGUACCAGUCAAGGUGACUUACGACACGAGCCCCGAAGGGAACCAAGAAAUGCCAGAACAAGUGAACUUGACCUUAGUGACCAAUGAGAACACAACACAGCUCAACUUAAGGCUUGUCGGUCACAUAAAUCCUAACGUUCCUGUAUACACGAUAGGUGUGGACAAGGACGGGAAAAUGGUCCACUCCAGGGAACAUCUAGCUGUAAGGGAGAACAUCGGCUACUACCAGGACGCUGAGAACUUCGCAGCUUUUCAGAUAAUUCGGACGGAUGACACUGACGUGAACCGUACGCGUUUAUCCCUUACCGGCGAGUUCCGCAGAUCGGGUGAAAAGUUCUUGCUCAAGCAGACGAGCCGUGCUAAAAGAGACGUGUCCUCUCAAGAUGAAACCUACGAGCUCAGUCUAGUGCAGACACCACCAUUAAACGACAGAAUGUACGACUUUGCCAACUCAACUGCAAAUGGUUUUGGGGCAUUGUUGAGGCAGCAUGCGGGCAGAGUGAGAACCAACGGGCGCACGUCUAACCUGACUCGCCGUACGACCAGAAGACGAAAGCAAGCCGUCAACGUAUUUACCGUUGAUAUUGCGGCUGUUGUUGACUACGGCGCCUACAGACUCCAUUAUGCUAGAGCUAAAUACAACAGAACUUUGGCCCUUCAAAACAUACGAGAGUAUUACGCCUUUAUAUUUAAUGGGGUUGACGUGCUGUACCAGGGGAUCUCAAACACCAACUACAGGAUCAAAGUUCAACUCAUUAAGAUUAUUGCGGCCGAGACUUCCGCGGCCUCUCCAUUUACACGAAGCGCAUAUUAUAACAUGGUGGACGCAUACACGGCUUUAAAUGAAUUGAGCACCUACGUGUAUGGCUCGGGCUCUGCCUUAGUUUCACCUUACGACCAUGUCAUGCUUUUCAUUGGUUACGACCUCACAGCUGGGCUGUCAACUUCAAUAGUUGGACUGGCCUAUAUUGGGACGCUGUGUUCGCUAAAUGGAAGCAGUACAUCGGUCAUUGAAGACUUGGUCACUUACCAGGCAGUGGACAUAGCGGCUCACGAACUAGGACACAGUUUAUCUGCCAAACAUGACGGAGAUAUGAAUGUGUGUUCAUUUACUGAGCGGUAUAUCAUGGCGUCCUCCAACUCAGAGGAGACCCCAGACACAAAGACACACCCCUGGAUGUUCUCCCAUUGCAGUGUAGAAUACUUCACGUCCUUCAUCGAGAAAACUUUGGACACCGCCCGUGGCCGAACCUGUUUGACCACAUCGCUAUUGGCUGACCCAACAAUUCCAGACGCCAGUGACCGUCUGCCCGGACAGGAAAUGCCACCAUCAGAACAAUGCGCUUUAAUUUAUGGCUCUGGGAGCUAUCACUGUAGGCACGUGAAUAUAAGCGACGUGUGUACACAACUCUACUGCUUCGACCCAAGCUCAGAAAUCUACUGCUACGCUUCCAUGCCGCUCCUAGGGACAACGUGUGCUAGCGGAAAGUUGUGCCGAAACGGAAUGUGUGUGUCUGAUCCCAGAGCACCUGUGGCGGAAGACGAUUGCUUGUUUGGGGAUUCCACUGAUGUCUUAAUUGAUCAGAUGACUUGUGCGCGAUAUGUCGGCCAAUUUAACGGCAGAUGUUAUGAUCCUUUAAUUAAAGCGUAUUGUUGCUCCUCGUGCAAGAAUGUGUACAGAGAUGGCGCUUACAACUGCGAAUACGGUGAUAGAGUCAACUACUGCAACUUAGCUGAUUGUGCGACAGGAUCUUACCAGGAUCUGAAAAACUGCUGUGGAACCUGUAGUAAUGUUCAGAAAACUUUUGCUAUAUCAACAACAACUACUACUACUAAUGAUCAUAUUUCUAUAGACUGCGAAUACGGUGAUAGAGUCAACUACUGCAACUUAAUUGAUUGUGCGACAGGAUCUUACCAGGAUCUGAAAAACUGCUGUGGAACCUGUAGUAAUGUUCAGAAAACUUUUGCUAUAUCAACAACUACUACUACAAUUGAUACUACCGAGUUUUUAGACAGUGUGACAAAUGGAGGUUGUGGUUUACUCGCUACAACACUGACAGGUGUUCUCGUCGUCACAGCUCUCGUUUUUAAAGACAAUUGAUAAUUUUCUUGUUAAAAUUCUCUGC